AUGAUGUCUAUAAAUUCUAAAGCAACGGCGGCGGAUACUACUAAGAAGCGCAACGACGGCGGAUACUAUAUCCGGCAACGGAGACCUGCCACAGAUCUACAAUCGAUUAGUCCAUGGUUUGAAGGGCGUCGUUCGAUUCCACAGCGGCAACACGGACAACGGCAACACGGACAGCGGCAACCAACGGUGGCGGAAGGGUUCAAAAGAAGAUUCCACUGUGAGUAUAACGACAGUAGAGGGAAACAGACACAAAUACGUAUAUCACUGAUAUAUGAAUAUGACUUACAGAAGUAUACUUCGGAGGAGGAAGGGGAAAAGGCGGCGGCGACGAUAGUGGGUCUGUCUUUCUUCUUCGACGGCGACGGUGGGCGGAGAGAACAUGCAAUCGCCUAUCCGACAAAGAGAGAGAACGGAACGGACUUGGAUUUGUGA
Molecule: messenger RNA, 432 nt
Organism: Microthlaspi erraticum
Lineage: Eukaryota; Viridiplantae; Streptophyta; Magnoliopsida; Brassicales; Brassicaceae
Source: the annotation of a GenBank genome assembly